This is a messenger RNA of Darwinula stevensoni, 360 nucleotides long. Lineage: Eukaryota; Metazoa; Arthropoda; Ostracoda; Podocopida; Darwinulidae. The record is from the annotation of a GenBank genome assembly.
AUGACGAGAAUCUCGAUCAUGCCUCACGUUCAUAAGGAUAUGAGCCAUCCUCUGAUGAAGACGUCUUAUGAUCAUGAAUGUUUCCCCCCUCGGAAGUUUGAAGUCAGGGAGUUUUUCUGCGGCUGGGGCGCCGCCUUCAUCAAUAUCACCGUCACCUUUCCCUUGAAUAAAGUCAUGUUCCGACAGUGCGAACAUUACAUCGGCAUGCGUGGACUCUCCAUAUCCGCGUCAGGACAGGGAGGGGUUGUUGGAUACCGAUGUCCAGGUUCAUCGUCGCCUGAUCGUCGACACGAUGAAAUCGUGUAUCGGAACGCUGGGCUCACCCAUACUGGUGUAGGGAAGCCACGUAUACCGAUUUAA